Molecule: messenger RNA, 4368 nt
Organism: Pundamilia nyererei
Lineage: Eukaryota; Metazoa; Chordata; Actinopteri; Cichliformes; Cichlidae
Gene: ltbp3
Product: latent transforming growth factor beta binding protein 3
Exons: 29
Coding region: 378-4097 (1239 amino acids)
Molecular function (GO): calcium ion binding
Source: RefSeq, a predicted model, not a curated record
UCUCUUCCAAACCCACAUACGCACUCCUCUCCAGCCCUCCAAAGCAACAGGCGAGAAGAAGGAAGAGCGACAAAAGCAAAAGAGCAACUCCUGCAACUUUUUGGAACGAGCGCAACUAGGAGAAGCUUCCGAGGAUGCCAAACGCGUCGGUUUUGCAGAUGGAUCACAUGGGUACGCGAGGGAACUGAUUUUAUUUUUCCCAAAGAAGAAAACAGGAGGGAGGACACACGUUUUUGUUUUUUUUUCCUCCACCGUAUGAGACGUCAAAAGUUUCCCUCUGUGUUAACAAAGCAGGCGCCUUUGAGCUGGAGCUGAAACCCUCGGCUUGUGAUUAAAUGUCCCGGGGUCUCUGUGGAGGGCAGUGAAAGGAUGCCAGGAUGCCCUCUCUGAUCUCCCAUCUGCUUGUCAUCUGGCUGAGCGUCCACAGGCUGGUGUGGUGCACGGAGCGCUCCUCCACACGCGAGCGCUUCAAGGUGGUCAUCGCUCCUCUCAUCUGCAAGCGGGUCUGCCUGAAGGGGCAGUGCCAGGAUACCUGCGAGCAGGGCAACAACACCACGCUGAUCGCGGAGAACGGGCAGGGGGCCGACACGCUCACCGGACCGGGCUUCAGGGUCGUUGUGUGUCCCUUGACGUGUUUGAAUGGAGGAGUAUGCAGCUCAAGGAAGCACUGCCUGUGCCCUCCCGGCUUCACCGGUCGACUCUGCCAGUUUCCUCUCCAGCAAGCCCAGGCAGCGCGAGGCAACGAGCAGCCUGUGUACCCCGUAGCUUUAAAGCCAGACGGCCAGAAAUUUGUGGAGUCAAGCAUAAGCCGCAGCCAGUUUACACACACGUCGUCAAUGUCAAUCUUCAACGUCCCCUUAUCACAGCCGGGGCAUCACUCCUCAGAAGUGCAGUUUAAUGUACGUGUUCACCACACGCCAGACACCUCCGUAAUCAUUCACUCACUCGACUCAAUGGAUAUCAAACCUCCUCACAAAACGGGGACACGCCAGGUCCUGGUGAGGCGCAAACCAAAGGGGCGCUGCUUUCAAGAGACCACGCCCAAACAAGCCUGCAACAGCACCCCGCUUCCUGUUCUGACCAAUCAGGAGGAUUGCUGUGGGAGUGUGGGGAAUUCAUGGGGACAAAACAAAUGUUAUCAGUGCCCCAAAUUACCAAAUGCAUCAGUCAAACAGAACAUUGUGGAAGACUAUGGCUCUACUUGUCCCCAAGGCUAUAAAAGAUUCAACAGCACUCACUGUAAAGAUAUCAACGAGUGCUCCAUGCAGGGCGUCUGUCAGAACGGAGACUGUUUGAACACACUGGGCAGCUUCAAGUGUUCAUGCAAAUCUGGUUUUGUCUUGGAGAGAAAUCGAUGUGUUGAGUAUCCCCCUCUGGGUCAGUGCUUCCGGAUAGCAUCCAACGACAGGAGCUGCAAUUACCCGCUGCCGACCCCCCACACCCAGGUGGUAUGCUGCUGCACAGUGGGCAAAGCCUGGGGCCGAAACUGUGAAAGAUGUCCUGAGGAGGGCACAGUGGCCUUCAAAAAACUCUGCCCUGCUGGGAAAGGCUACUUUUUGCAAAACAUAAGAGAGACGGUGCAAAUCACCGUCCCCAGCGACCAUGAAAACCAAGAGCACACCAAGAGGAUUCAUGCAGAGACAACGACCACUGCGCACCAGGUCCCCACCAGCACCACCCGUCCUCGUGUGCCUGUUAUAAAACCCACCCCGCCGACAAUCAUCCGAAUGACCCCCGGCAAUGACCCCUUCGAAACACAAACAAAAGUCUUCCCACCGACAGAUGAAUGCAGGCUGAGCAGAAACAUUUGUGGUCAUGGAGAAUGUGAGAACAGCCUGACCGGGCACAUCUGUCACUGCCAUCCUGGCUACCAUUUCAACCCGCAGAGGAACAUCUGUGAGGAUGAUAACGAAUGUGAGUCAGAGCCGUGCGGCCAUGGCAGAGGCUAUUGUGUCAACACAGAGGGAGCAUACAAAUGUAUCUGUCGCCCAGGCUACAAACACAUGGUGCAGCAUGGUAGACUUAAGUGUGUAGAUGUGGAUGAGUGCUUUAACCAGGACAUCUGUGGUAUCGGGGGUCAUUGUGUGAACCUACCAGGCUCUUAUAAAUGUGAAUGUCACAGCGGUUUUAGGAGCAAGUCACACCGUAGUCCAGCCUGUGAAGACAUAAAUGAGUGUUUGAAUCCCGACACUUGUCCCAGUGAACAAUGUGAGAACACGCCAGGCUCCUACGAGUGUGUCCCCUGCUUGCCUGGUCAUGAAGCCCGUGCUGGCAUCUGCUAUGAUAUUAAUGAGUGUCAGAAGCCUGGCAUCUGCCCUAACGGUCACUGUGAGAACCUGGCUGGUACCUACCGCUGCCUGUGCAACGAGGGCUUCCUCCCAUCUGUAGACAGCAAAGCUUGCACUGACAUCGAUGAGUGUGCGGACAUUCGGCUGUGCGCUAACGGCCACUGCAUCAAUACUGACGGCUCCUUCAAAUGCCAAUGCUACCCAGGGUACCAGCGCACACAAGAGGGCAGCCACUGUGAAGAUAUCAACGAGUGUAAAAAUCCAUCAAGCUGUCAUGGGGGCCGCUGUAUCAACAAGAUGGGUACAUACCACUGCGAGUGCCAGCAGGGGUACAAACUGGUCGGAGGCAGGGAAUGCCAAGACAUUGAUGAAUGCGCCUUGGACAGAAGUCUCUGCCAGCCCCACGGCUUUUGUGGGAACAAACCGGGAUCGUACGAGUGUGUCUGCAAUCACGGUUACAUCCUCUCAGAGGAUAGACACUACUGUGAGCCUGUUCGAGUGCUGAUGGAUGAGAAGAAAGAGUGCUACCUGAACCUUGAUGACACCGUUUUCUGCGAUAGCGUCCUGGCCACCAAUGUCACCAAGCAGGAGUGCUGCUGCUCCAUCGGAGUGGGAUGGGGAGAUCACUGUGAGAUCUAUCCCUGUCCUGUCUCCCAUUCAGCCGAGUUCCACGACCUUUGUCCAAAUGGGCAGGGUCUCUACUAUGAAGAGAGUCUCCAGUACAACCUCCCGGCCUACCAGGAUAUUGACGAGUGUUCCUUGUUUGCUGAAGAAAUUUGUAAGAAAGGUCGCUGUGAGAACACGCUUCCAGGCUACGAGUGCUACUGUCAACAGGGCUUCUACUACGAUAGCAACCUCCUUGAGUGCAUUGAUGUGAACGAAUGUCACGAUGAGUCUAUGUGUACUAAUGGCCGGUGCAUCAACACUGAAGGGUCCUUCUACUGCAACUGCAAUCAACCCUGGGUCCCAGACUCCAACAGGAAAAAGUGCGUAAUGGUAACAGUAGCAGAUGUGAAUGAGUGUGAGAACCCAGAAAACUGUAAAAACGGCCGCUGCGUGGACACCCCGGGCUCCUAUUACUGCAUCUGCUCUCCACCCUGGACCCUGGCCACUGACCGCAACAGCUGUGUGACUCCUGAGGAGCAGGCUGAUGUGAAUGAGUGCCAGGACCCCUCGUACUGUAAGAACGGGAGGUGUGAGAACACGCCCGGCUCCUUUCACUGCUUUUGUGACCCUCCCCUCACCUUCAGUGCAGCGCUGAAACAGUGCGUCUAUGACGAUCGGACUGCAGCUCACAAGGAUGUGUGCUUCACGCGAAUUGAGGAGGGCUGGAUCUGCAGCGAGCCGCAGAACCGGGUGGUGACGUAUUCAGAGUGCUGCUGUCACUUCGGUCGUGGCUGGGGGCCCGAGUGUAACAGCUGCCCUCCCAGAAACUCAGCAAUGUUCAGCCAUCUGUGUGGGAUGCAUCUUGAGACGGAGUCAGACGGGGAACAGGAUUUGCAGGCAGCUUUUCCCAACUACAACCCGGGUGACAGUUCAGAAGAAGAUUCCGACGAAUGCAGCUGCGGACAUGGCCGCUGUGUCCGUUCCUACCUGGGCACCAUGUGUGAAUGUAACCCAGGCUUUAGGCUAGACUACUCGCGUGCUCGCUGUAUAGACAUUGACGAGUGUGCAGAACCAGAUGUCCGUGUUAGUCCAUGCAAGAACGCUCGCUGUGUGAACACUUCUGGCUCGUACAAGUGCUUGUGCAAGCAAGGCUUUGUGCACACGCGUAGGCCAAACGUGUGCAUCCGUCGCAGAACUCGGUAACCUUUGUGCGUUGCUCUGCGUGCCGCUACGUCUCUCCCCAUCUACGCGGCGUGCACAAACAAACCAGCACGUGCAGCUCUUACACUCCUCUCUCAUGGUACAUACAUGGGACUGUGUGAACGCAGUAAACAUACAAACAUGUUGUCAUCGGGAGCCACGUCAUAACAAUAUAAAAUGUACAAAACAUAUCAUUGUCAGCCCCUUUUUCAUUGGCCAGUCCACAUUUUAAAAGAUUUGCAACACAGACAAGGAAUAUGUUUGUUUAUUUGUG